AUGGCGAUUCGAGGGCUUGCCGCGCAGUGUGUGUCUUCUAUCACCAGAGGCAGCCGCCUCCUUCGCCGCCCGGUGCAGCAACAGCGUCGCUUCUUCAUGUUUAGUGCUCCGCGCUUGGGAACAUUCAAGUACCGCCACACACGAACCAUCCCCGACGACGCCGUUAACCCAUUGACGACUCCAACAAAGAUUGACGCGGGCACGUUGCACAUUGUCUCUGUUCCCAUUGGGAAUUUAAAGGACUUUUCUAUUCGUGCUCUUGACGUUCUUCAACAGGUCGACUACAUUGUCACGACGGAUAGGCCGGCGACUAAGACUUUAUUGGAUUUGGUGCAUAUUGAGGCUCAAGGUCGCCUUAUUCACUACUCGCGCAGCAAUCGCACGGCAUCCAAGGAGAAACUUGUGGAACUGCUGCGGGGAGGAAGAAGCAUGGCGCUGGUUUGCACAAGUGGGACGCCGUGUGUGGGUGAUGUGGGGAGUGAGUUGAUUCGGGAGAUGCAAUCGGCGGGGGUGCGUGUGUCGGCCGUGCCCGGCCCCUGUGCCUUGACGUGCGCACUGGCGGUUUCUGGCGUCACUUUCUCCCCGUACGAGAGCGGCACUUCGUCGCCGUCGUCCUCCACGCACGCCGAAGUUCCUUCCCUCGCCUCCCUGCGUUCUCUUCGCGAUGGGUCUUUCUUUUUUGGAAACAUGUUGCCGGAGUCCCAUGGGGCACGUCUCCGCAUUCUUCGAAAUAUCGUCGGAGCGGCGAAUUAUCCCUGCGUCUUCUACGAGAUACCGCGACGGCUGUUGUCAGUCCUGCAGGACGUGGCGUUGGUGCUGCCCAGACGUCGUGUUGUCGUCGCCCACGAGUUAACAAAAAUGAAUGAGUCACUGCACGCGGAUAACGCCGACAAACUACUGGCCUUCUACUCCCGGCAGGAGGCAUACGUGAUGCUUAAAAAGGGGCAGCUGGUGCUCAUCAUUGACGGCCCUGACGCCAGUGAAGCACAGGAGCAGUUGCGGCGAGAAGCUGAGAAACGACGGCGAUUGCGGCGGGGCAUCGCAGAGUUUGUCGGCCAAGGCCGCGACGGUGAGGAGUCGGGUCAAGGAGUUAUUCAGCCAAAACCUCAAAGCCGGCGCGAGCUGCUUCGAAGGCGGCGUCGCAAACGGCUUAUCAUGAAGAUUGAGAAGGAGCAAGAAAAAAUUAGAAUGGCCAUGAAGAUCAACCACACAGAUGCGUCCAAACUCUGA
Trypanosoma conorhini is the source of this 1230-nucleotide messenger RNA. RefSeq names its product 16S rRNA (cytidine1402-2-O)-methyltransferase. NCBI's taxonomy places the organism in Eukaryota, Euglenozoa, Kinetoplastea, Trypanosomatida, Trypanosomatidae. The record is from RefSeq and is a predicted model, not a curated record. Gene Ontology annotation, molecular function: methyltransferase activity. The transcript has a single exon. Bases 1 to 1230 code for a protein of 409 amino acids.